UAAUUGUACAAGAACAGAGGAACAGAGGUACCAACUACAGAAGGAAUGGAAGAAGAAUAUUUACAAUGAACACAUUUGGACAUUGUUAAGCUUUCUUUUUUGCUAAACUGUUAUAAGGAACUUGAAAGGUUACAUUUCAAACUACAGUUCCAAAAAUAAAAUGGAUUUGAAACCAGUUAUAGUGAUCCAUGGUGGUGCUUGGGCAAUCCCUGAUCAUCUUGCAGAAUGCAGCAAAAUUGGUGUAAAAAAUGCAGCAAAAUGCGGAUACUCGGUCCUUGUAAACAGAGGGAGCAGCAUGCAGGCUGUUGAAUCUGCUGUGCGGGUAUUGGAAGAUGAUAUAAGUUUUGAUGCAGGUCACGGUGCUGUACUGAAUGCUGAUGGUGAUGUCGAGCUUGACGCAGUCAUAAUGGAUGGCAAAAAUCUUGCUGCCGGUUCUGUCUCCUGCAUUAAAAAUAUUUCAAAUCCAAUCACAUUUGCUCGUACAGUCCUAGAAAAGACUUCGCACACAAUGUUGACUGGAAAAGGAGCUGAUGCAUAUGCUGAAAAGAUGAAUAUUGCCAGAGUCUCGAGAGAUGAGUUGGUAACAGAACAUGCCAUUCAGGAAUGGGAACAGUACCAUAAAUAUAAGCAAAGUGUCACAAACCUUUUUAAUACUGAAAAGGUACAUGAUACAGUUGGGGCUGUGGCAAUAGAUUGUCAGGGUAAUGUGUCCUGUGCCACAUCAACUGGAGGAAUAACAAACAAAAUGGUCGGUCGUGUUGGAGACAGUCCAAUAAUAGGCUGUGGAGGGUAUGCAGACAAUCAUGUUGGUGCUGUAUCUACCACAGGACAUGGGGAGUCUAUUAUGAAAGUCACUCUUGCAAGGCUUGUGCUUUUUUAUAUGGAACAAGGUGAAACACCACAGAAGGCUGCAGACCAGGCUCUUGAGUACAUGAUAAACCGAGUACAUGGGAGAGGAGGGCUUGUAGUUGUCAGUAAGAACGGACAGUGGGCAGCACGGUUUACCACGAAAAGAAUGGCUUGGGCCAGCAUUCAAGAUGGAGUUUUAACCUUUGGCCUGAACCCUGAUGAAAUAUUUCAAGAAUCUCUAGACAAUUUCUCUUAGUAGCUCUGAAGAUGUGUUAAAUGGAAAAUUAUA
This is a messenger RNA of Xenopus laevis (African clawed frog), 1138 nucleotides long. Its product is annotated as isoaspartyl peptidase/L-asparaginase. NCBI's taxonomy places the organism in Eukaryota, Metazoa, Chordata, Amphibia, Anura, Pipidae. The transcript is spliced from 7 exons. The record is from RefSeq and is a predicted model, not a curated record. Bases 161 to 1105 code for a protein of 314 amino acids.